Messenger RNA from Salvia splendens (bonfire salvia), 2067 nucleotides. RefSeq lists its product as uncharacterized. The record is from RefSeq and is a predicted model, not a curated record. Bases 393 to 1904 code for a protein of 503 amino acids. NCBI's taxonomy places the organism in Eukaryota, Viridiplantae, Streptophyta, Magnoliopsida, Lamiales, Lamiaceae. The transcript is spliced from 5 exons.
AAACUAACCGCUUUAUAUUCGAAUCAUCCCGCCUUUCAACCGCAAGCGAGAAUUACCAACUGAAUUCUAAGUCCACAACCACCCUUCACCAAUCAUCCUCCUUCUUCCUUUUCUCUCUCUCGCUACAGAUACAAUCGAUUGAAACCCCGAUACACUCGAAAUUAACCACUGCCUGCGUCUCUUUCUGUGCGGAACUUCCCCCCUUACUCUGUCGUUUUCGUGCUGCUGUUUUCGCUCUAUUUUUGGAGGAAAUGGAAACGAUCGUUGUGGAGGAUUCUCGCAUUAUUCUGAUCGGAGGGGGAAUGCUUGCCGAUUUGUGAAAACUUUCAUAUCACUCACGUAGAUUAGUUUCAAGGCAGCAUACUUUUCUUGAAGAUUUUGAUUGGGGGGAGAUGGAAUUAGAUUUGCCUAAGUCAAAAGCUGUUGAAUUGGAAGAGAAGUCGUUAAGGACUACUCUCCGGCAUGUUCAAGAACAGGGGCAUCCAUAUGUCGAGCUUAGGGAAAAGGGGAAGAAGAACAGGUUGAUCUUUUUCUGUAUUUUGUGUCUUGCACCUUGCCAUGGUGAUUCUUGCUUGGUUAACCACUUGAAGGGCCGUAGACACACUGAAAGACUAGCCUCUGCACGACUUACACUGCUCAAACCAAAUCCAUGGCCGUUCAAUGAUGGUAUGAUUUUCUUCCAUGACCAUACGAAGGAGCAAAGUAAAAAUGUACCUGCUUCGGACCGUGGGAAAAACAAGUCGGUAGAUGUUGCAGACAGCCGUGCAAAGCGUAAGUAUAGUAGUAAUGUUGGACCGGUUGCUAGUACACAGACUUCCCUGAAGAUUAAGGGCAACGCCAAUCGUGAUAAAAAAUCCAGUAGUUCUACAUUGGAUGGUGAUAAAACUGGUGGGAUACUAGUUAUUCCUGAUGUUAUGCAAGAAGGCAAGGCUUCUGAUUUGGUGGUGAGGCAUAUUGGAGUUGGAAGAAUUGGUGCCAGGUUUAGGGAGAAGAAGGUUGGAGGCAUCAGUGCAAUUUUGAGAAUAUGGUGUGAAUGGCUAGGGAAUACCACUGAGAAUUUUGAUAGGUUUCCUAACCAUCACUUUGCUAUUGUUACCUUUUCUUACGACUAUCACUUGGGGCGGGUGGGGUUAGUUGAUGGUUACGAUUAUAUGCUUCCAUCGGUUCCUUACAUACAACCUGAGAAUAUUCGCUCUCGUAGAGGCAAGAAGAGGAAGUUAGUUUCUGAUCCAAAGAAUAUAAGUGAGGCCUUAAGAAUUCAAGAUCACUCUUCUGGGAAAGAGUCUCAAUCUUCAAAAAGUUCAAAGUCAAAUGUGCUGUUCACCAGAGAUGAAGAUAGAUUGGCUCGCAUUAUGGCGAGCAAGACUCUGAGGAAACGAUUAAGAAAAGAAUACCGUUAUUAUGCUGAGAGAUUUUGUGAAAUAUGCAGAACGAAGAUGCUGCCGGGAAAAGAUGUUGCUGCCCUGUUAAAUAGGAUUACUGGAGUGCUUGUAUGCAGCAGUAGAAAUCGUCAUGGGAUAUUCCAUGUGUAUCACAUAUCCUGUAUCAUUCAAUGGAUACUGCACUUUGAGGUUGAGUUUGCUUUUGAUAAUCAGAAUGAAAUUAAAAUGGCUAAAGCCAAGAAAGGGAAGACGAUCACCCCAAUUUGCUCGGCAUUCUGUCCUGAAUGCCAAUCCACUGGUACAAUAAUGAAAGGGGAUGAACUCGAGGACACACAUGCCCCUAUUACUGAGACCACCGAGUAUAAGAAAAAACUGUUUGCUGCUCGCGAAGCUUGGAUAAAAAGUCCAGAAAUGUUGGAUAACUGCUCAAUUGGUUUUCGUUUCCCUCAGAAUUAUGCUCCAACAUAUCAGGAAAUUGUAGAACAACUGAAAGUACUGCACUUCUAUCGAGCAAUUGAGUAGAUGGGUUUGCGGCGAUGACAGUUUGAACCAGACAACUUAGGUUCUUACGUACGUUGGAUUUGCUUACAUCUGUUCGUUGUAAAUACAUUGCAAUCUUUUGUGAAGAUUUACUAUGAAGUUCUCCUCACAUAUUCAACUGUGCGGCUAUCAGAUAUCAUCCAAU